UGUAAGUGGUCAAAUAAAGUGCAUCUUAGUGAUUCUCUUGUGGAUCCUGUUCUUCCUCUUCCUAUUCUUCUCACUUCAUGAGUUUCAGAUGGGUUGUCCUGAUUCACAAGAAGCUUGUGCACAUUCACUGAAGGAGGAAUUACGUCUUCGAUGUAAUGAAGUCAUGCAGGUGGCCAUGGAAAUGGCUGUGUCAGAUUCUGACUCACACAAAUCUAAACUGUUCUUCAUUUACCAGCCAAUUGCAAAUGAACCGUCUGCCAUUGGUGGCACACAGAAAAACUGUGUUCAUAGAGAUGAAAGUUUUGAUACAUUGAUAUCUCAAGUCAGCAAUGGACUCAAUAUUGGAGACAAAAAACAGAAUUUUGCUGCAUACAUAUUAAGCAACUGAUGAUCAGCUAGAUUUGGGAUCCUACAUUACACAGAAAAUGACUCAUCAAAUUACUCAGGCUUAUAUUUAUUCUCUUUUUUAAUUCGAUUAAGUGCUAAUGUCUAUACUAAAUCUCUCCUUUUUAUAUUUUUUAUAUUUGGAGUUUAGGAAGAAAAUUGUUAACAAAGAACAUCUAUACUCUCCAGCAACACAGCCUGGGACAACCACCUGCAUGGGAAAAAAACAAAAGUAGAAACUAGGGAGCUCCUCUAAAGGCAAAUGGAGUGAGGGCUAGCAGUUCCUCAACUACACUUUUUGGAUGCAAAAAGCUGAAAGCUGGGCAUAGAAGAUGAAGGCAUUCUCCUUUUUGUGAAAUAGAAGGGAAUCAAACCUAAAAAAAUGUAGUUUUUAUAAAUCUAUUCGUAUUGUAUAACCUACUAAUCAUAUGUUAACAAAAAAAAUUAUAAUAAUGCUAAAAUUACAAA
Messenger RNA from Rubroshorea leprosula, 852 nucleotides. NCBI's taxonomy places the organism in Eukaryota, Viridiplantae, Streptophyta, Magnoliopsida, Malvales, Dipterocarpaceae. The record is from the annotation of a GenBank genome assembly.